AUGCGGGGAAGCCGCUAUGCGUCGCCUCGUCAGCUACUCAGCUAUACAUUAGUCGGUCUAGUCAUCUAUCCGACUAUCGUAUCCUUGCUUCGAUUUCGCAGAUUGAGAAAACUGCACAGAAGAUAUCACUAUCCUACCCGAGCGUCGAUGGCUCGGAUGACAGAUAAUGAAGCCUGGGAGAUUCAGAAAGUUAUCUCGGAACUAGAGUUUCCGUUCAUGUACAUCAAGGCUCUCCAAUUUGCGCUGUUCAGGACAUACGGAAUCCCUACAAUAUCCAGCCUAUUGGUUGGAACCAGUCAGUUCACGAACCCGCGCACCGCUCUGAAGCGUUACGUGGACACAACUGUCUUAAUUGGCGAGUUCAUCGCACACGCACCUACCUCAGACCGUGCCCAGAGCGCUAUUUCACGUAUCAAUUACUUGCAUAGCGGGUAUCGCAGUACGGGAAAGAUCCUCGAGGAUGACAUGCUCUAUACGCUGAGUCUGUUUGCCAUCGAGCCCAUCCGCUUUAUCGAUACGUACGAGUGGCGCAAGUUGAGUGAAUUGGAGAAAUGUGCACUUGGGACGUAUUGGAAGAGCUUGGGUGAUGCCAUGCAAAUCAGUUAUGAAGCGUUGCCGUCAUAUAAGACUGGAUUCAGGGACGGUCUCCAUUGGCUGGAAGAGAUGGAUGUCUGGAGAAGAGCGUAUGAAAAGGAGAAAAUGGUGCCGGAUCAAAAGAACAAGUGCACGGCUGACCAGACGACGUCGAUACUGGUAUAUAUGCUUCCAACGAGGAUGGAACAUAUUGGAUACAAGUUCGUCUCCUAUAUGAUGGAUGAUCGUUUGCGCAGAGCUAUGAUGUAUGAACCACCUCCAGCAUUAUAUGCCACGCUCUUCUCGGCAAUGCUAGCCAUUCGCAAGUUCUUUUUGCGCUACCUAGCUCUCCCACGUCCGUAUUUCCUACGCCCGGUCAGGUUCUCUGAUCAACAAAACGAAUAUGGACGUUUCUUCACCUCAGAAUGGGAUGCUGCCCCUUACUACGUCAAACCAACGCUUUGGAAUCGAUGGGGUCCCACAGCAUGGCUUACCUGGGUCCUAGGUCAUCCUCUUCCUGGAGACGAGGGUGACAAAUACUAUCCAAAAGGAUACUACAUUCCGGAAGUCGGUCCCAAAUACCAGGAAGGAAAAGGAUAUGAGCAAAUGAAAGAGAUGAGAAAGAGGUUACACGAGGAACGGACGGGGAAGUGUCCCUUUCAUUGA
This is a messenger RNA of Paecilomyces variotii, 1239 nucleotides long. RefSeq lists its product as hypothetical. The record is from RefSeq and is a predicted model, not a curated record. The transcript has 4 exons. Gene Ontology annotation, molecular function: oxidoreductase activity. Bases 1 to 1239 code for a protein of 412 amino acids. NCBI's taxonomy places the organism in Eukaryota, Fungi, Ascomycota, Eurotiomycetes, Eurotiales, Thermoascaceae.